Molecule: messenger RNA, 1266 nt
Organism: Bathycoccus prasinos
Lineage: Eukaryota; Viridiplantae; Chlorophyta; Mamiellophyceae; Mamiellales; Bathycoccaceae
Product: ATP-dependent Clp protease proteolytic subunit
Exons: 1
Coding region: 1-1266 (421 amino acids)
Biological process (GO): protein quality control for misfolded or incompletely synthesized proteins
Cellular component (GO): endopeptidase Clp complex
Molecular function (GO): ATPase binding; serine-type endopeptidase activity; ATP-dependent peptidase activity
Source: RefSeq, a predicted model, not a curated record
AUGCGCAUAAAUAAUGUCUCUUCUCUGUUAAAACGAACGCCGAGAGAUGAAGGUGCUCGCUUUUCAUCUUCAUCUUUUUUGUCCUCCUUUCGAAGUUUUGGCGUCGUCGCUUCUUUAGCGGGGCGAAAUUGGUCCUCUUCUUCCCGUGGGAAAAUUAAUGGUGGCGCUGCGAAGUCUUGGAGAACGAGCGAUGGAAGAAGAACGACCGCCGCGAGGAGUGCUGCUUCGAGUUCUUCUCACUCGACGAACGCGUCGUCGUCGUUCACAUCGUCGUCGUCGUCACAGUCGUCGUGGCUUUUACCGAUCGUUGGAACAGUCGGGUUAACCUUUGGAUGCGUGACGCUCGGCAUGGAGUAUCAAAAAAGGACCGAGAAAGCAUCGAGAGAAGCCUUGGGAGGAGGAGGAGGAGAGACGCCAAUCGAGGCCGCGCCGACAUCGACGACGACGACACCGGCGAAAAAUAAAGAAAAGAAGAAAGAGAAGAAAGAAGGCAGCUCUUCGUCGUCCUCGAACGGAGGGGUGAAAUCCGAAGCUGAUUUAUUGUUUAAUUUACACAACAAAGCGAGAACCGUGUUCGUAACCGGGACCAUAGACGACCGGUUAUCGCACCGAGUGGUGGCGCAGCUCGUGCAUUUGAACAACGAGAAUGCAAAGUUACCGAUCGUGAUGGUCAUUAAUUCAGGUGGGGGUGUCGUGACGAGCGGAUACGCGAUAUUAGAUACCAUGAAAGCGCUGGAUGCGCCGGUAGUAACGUACGCGGUUGGGCACGCGGAGUCGAUGGCGGCGAUACUGCUAGCGGCUGGGGAAAAAGGAAGAAGAUUUUGUGCCCCAAACGCUCGGAUUAUGAUUCAUCAGCCGCAUCAUUCGAUGAGCGGAAUGACGAGUGACAUAUUAAUUAAAGCGACAAAAGCGGAGGAGACGAGAAAUGCUUUGACCAUGUCGUUGGUGGAGACGACGGGGCGCACGUUCGAGGAGGUAGAGAAGGCUUUAGAUAGGAACACGUAUCUGUUCGCGGAGAGCGCGAAACAGUUCGGCAUCGUAGAUCGAGUGUGCGUGAAUUGGAAAGAUUUGACGACUGAGGAAGAGAAGGAAGCGACAACAGUUAAAAAAAACGGAGAAGAAGAGAAAGAGAAGAGUGUAGCAACCGUUACUUCCUCGCGCGUGAGCGGAGGGAGAGGAAUAGGACAACAACAAGAACAACAAAAGAAAGUAGACGAGACGAAGAAGAAGACAGACGCGACGACGACGGAGACAAAAAAUAAAUAG